Myotis lucifugus (little brown bat) is the source of this 939-nucleotide messenger RNA. Its product is annotated as paired immunoglobulin-like type 2 receptor alpha. The transcript has 4 exons. The record is from RefSeq and is a predicted model, not a curated record. Lineage: Eukaryota; Metazoa; Chordata; Mammalia; Chiroptera; Vespertilionidae. Gene Ontology annotation, molecular function: MHC class I protein binding. The coding region runs from base 156 to 893 and encodes 245 amino acids.
CGUGUUUGGGGAGGGCUCCCACCUCCCAGUCCUUGGAAGGAGCCUGGUCCUGCCUCUCCGGUGGUCAGAUUAGCCUGAGGCAGCCCCUCCACAGAGCCUCCCCUCCGGCCUAGAGGCUCUGCUUGUUUUCUCAUCCUCCCGAGGAGAGCAAGGCCAUGGGUCUGCCCCUGCUGCUGCUCCUGCUGCUGCCCCUGCUGCCGCCAGCAUCUCUGCAGGCUGGUGGCUCAGCAAAAUGCACUUCAAACCUUGAUUAUGAAGUCAAACAACCAGCACGCCUCUCAGCCCCUGAGGGUGGCUCCAUCGACAUCCCCUUCUCCUUCUGUCACUCCUUGGAGUUAGCCAGUGAUCCCAAAGUGCGUAUAUCCUGGAGAUGGAAAGAUUACCAUGGAGAGUUCAUCUACAGCACAACCCCGCCGUUCACCCAUGAGGAUUUUAAAAACCGCCUCUCCCUGAACUGGACAAAGGACCAGAGGAACGGCUCCCUCCGGAUCUCUAACCUGCGGAGAGAGGAUGGACGUAGCUACUUCUGCCGAGUCCAGUUGACCACACGGAACGAAGGUGAGAAGAUGUGGCAGUCCAUCGAAGGGACCAAACUCACCAUCACCAGAGCCACUGAGAAAACCACCAAGGACCCCACCAGCACCACCAGCACCACCAGCACCACCAGCACCAGCACCACCACAGAUGGCCUCGGUGUCUCGGGGGACAAAGGGAGAUCAGAGUUUUGGCCCUUCAGUAAGGAAGUUGUGGUCAGCAUGGCAGUGGUCAGCACUGUGCUCAAAAUUGCAAUUUUGGGACUGAUGAUCUACCUCAGGUGGAAGAGAAGCAAAGGGGUUCCAGCAGAGCUGCUUUGCGGCCCUGGUUUAUCCAAGGAUGGUCUCAGAGUAGGAUGAAGCAGAAAGGCAGGAGGAGAGAUGCUGUUCAUGGAAGGCACACUGA